Messenger RNA from Cladocopium goreaui, 408 nucleotides. Lineage: Eukaryota; Dinophyceae; Suessiales; Symbiodiniaceae. The record is from the annotation of a GenBank genome assembly.
AUGUGUUCCAAGGGCACAACUUUGGGAUUUGGCAUCCCGUCCAUAGAUUACAAUGAUUUACAUACCCAAAUCAUCCAAAUCCCCAUACUUGGCCGCUCUUCCCAACGUGAUGAUUCUGUAUCAGCUGCCUCCCCAGGUCAUCCGGGGUGGCUGGCAGAUUCUCAUUGUCUCAGCCUCUGCUGCAGCGUGGCUGCAGCUUUCUUGACUUAUUGCUGCUUUCAGCCGGAGGCUGACAGGCCAAUACCUUCAUGGGCUGCCAAUAGAAGCUGCCAGCCACGUGUUGCUGUGAAGAAGCGGUACCUUCGAGCGCAUGAACAUUUGAAGGCGCAGAUCAAAGGUAGCCAGGGCUUACACCUCAGCCACAACUCGUGGUGUGGUGAUGCUUGGAAGUGGCAGGAUAUGAAUUGA